AUGCUCCAAUACCCCACUGCAUCACUGUGCCAUCCACAGUCCACACCCUCUCUGCUCCUUGUGCACUCAAUGCCCGCGUUGCACUACGAGGUGUUGCGGGGGGCAGUGGGAACAGGGGCGCAUGUGCGGGAUGCAGCAGCGUAUGUGUUCUGGGCAUCGCCCACUCCUUCUCACCGGCCGUCGCUGCUGCCUCCCUGCAACAGCUUUGCCCUCCCCUCCUUGCCGUUGCGUGGUGUGACCGCCAGGUGGGCUGCUGUGACCGCCAGGUGGGCUGCUGUGACCGCCAGGGGGGCUGCUGUGACUGCCAGGUGGGCUGCUGUUACCGCCAGGUGGGCUGCUGUGACCACCAGCAGCAGCGGCCUUCCAGGAGGUGGUGGGUCGCUUUGGCUGCAUCUCCGACGCCCACCACCCGAGGCACACCCCAUGCCUCCACCAGAGGAGCUGGCCAAGGAGGUGAUGCAGUGGAGAGCGGUGCCAAGGAGGAGGAGCAGUGGGCGCCAGCAGGGGGGAUUGCCAUAUCCCGACCCCCCCUUUCGCCACGGAGCCCUUCUCGCCACUGCUGCCCUCCUGCCACCCCUCUCCGCAUCCUCUCCCUCCUGUGCCCUCACAGGCACCCUCUCCUCCCUCACCUCCUCUCUCCCGAGUCUCCUCGCCCCGCGCUCCUUCCGAGGGCGCCUAGCAGCAGAUCUCAAGGUGGCCUGCUGCCGCCUGCUCUCCGCGCUCGCUGCUGCACUGCCCCGCGCACACCUGCCGCCCCUGCCCGUGCCUGCUCUCACUGCUGCCACUGCGUGCCUGCAUGACAUGCUGGCUGGUGAUGGGGGCGAGCUCCAGGAGGCAGCAGCAGCAGCCCUGUGGGACCUCGCUCGCUCCCAGCUCUUCCCUGCCUGCACGCACCUCGUGCACCAGAUAGUCACCUGCCAUGCAGCGACUCUGGAGUCUACCAGCUCAGCAGCGAGGCAAGAGGACGGGGAGAGACAUGGGGGGACGGAGGGGAGAGGGGGUGAGGGAGGGGUGGAUAAGGGUGAGAUGUCAAGGUACGAGCUGGCAGAGCGGGUGGUGAAGGCGCUGUGUGCUGCUGCCACCAACAAUCGGGGGCGUCGUGCCGUGUCUGACGUGGCAGUGCGGGCAGCAGCCGUGGAGGCACUGGGUAAUGCAGCCAGCAUCAUUCCCCUCCUGCAGGCCGGCGGGGCAGGCGCAAGGGGGCACGCAGGGACAGGUGGGGGAGCCGGGACACAGGUGGGGGAGGGGGAGAAGGAGGAGGGGGAGAAGGAGGAGGUUGAGCUGAGAAGGCAGCGUGGUUUGGUAGGGCUUGGGUGGUGGGAGGAGGGGGGGGAGAGUGUGGUGGGUGCGUUGCUGCGAGCAGCACAGGACUACACGGAGGACCAGCGGGGCGAUGCGGGCCGCCUUGUGAGGGAAGCUUCUAUGAAAGCGCUGGUGGGAUGGGUGGGAGAAAUGUACAGGUUGAGAGAGGUGGGAGAAGGUGAUGUGGGGGAUGGAGGGGGUGCAGCAGAGGCGAGUCUCCCACAUGGCGUGCCAAGCCCUGCCCUGCCAACAACACACGACGCCUCUUCCCAGCAGCAGCGAUACAUUGGGAUGCGGGAGUGGUGCAGAGCGGUGGCAGGGCGGGUGGUGGGUGUGCUGAUGAAGCAGGCGGGGGAGAAGAUUGACGGCACACGUGAGGUGGCAGGGCAGGGGCUGCAGCGGCUGCUGUGGGGAGGGAAGCACGGUGCAGUGUUCGUGGGGAUGCGAGAGACAAGAGAGGAAGCAUGGACAGGAGAGGCAGUUGAGACAUGUGGAGCUGGUGGCAGCACGCUGGGGACAUCAGGUGGAGGCGAGGAGGGGAGGGAUGGAGGAGGUUCUGUGAGGCAAUGCGUGGGCGGCAGGGCGGAAGGGAGCGGUGUGUGCAGGGAUGUGGAUGGGUGGGAGCAGCUGAGGCAACAUGUGCCCUCUGACUCUCACUUUGCAUGGAAGGUACACCUUCUUCUCAUUCCGACCCACCUCUGGUCCUCCCGCAUUCACCUCCAUCAUUUCCCCUCCCUUCCCCCUCUUCCCUCCACACCCAGAAUCUCGCGGCUGUCUUUCCACGCCGCCCCACUGCUGCUGCUCCCCGCCUACCGCCUGCCACUGCUAUCGGGGCUGCUGCUCUCCGCGGGCGCUCUCUCUCACUCCCUCACCGCCGCCUCCCUGCGCGCCCUGCUCUCCCUCAAACAAGAACUGGGGGCACAGGGGGGCACGAGGGAGGCAGGAGAGGGGGGUAGGGGCAGGCAGUGGGAGGAGGUGCAGGGGCAGAUAGCAGAGGAUGUGGUGGUGCUGCUGAGGCGGCACCGCAAGCAGACCCGGGCGAUCGCUGCCCUGCUUCAGGCCGAGUUCUUCGGGUCACUAUCAGCUGACAGCCCAGCUUCAGACGAGCAUUGCCCUGCCCUCGCAGCCUAUUCCCGCCACCACCCCCCUGGCGGCUCUACCCGGGGCGCUGGUGGAGGGAUAGGAGGAGGAGCUGUGCCGCCCACAGCCCACGGCAUCGGUGCCCAAGGUGCUGGGAGCCGUCGACCUGCUCUGCCACCUCGCCGCCCCCCUCUGCUCCGCUCGCUGCCACGCCCUCUCCACGCUCCUCUGGCUGAUCGCCGUGCGCUUCCCCACUGUGAGUUCACCUCAUAG
Molecule: messenger RNA, 2655 nt
Organism: Closterium sp. NIES-65
Lineage: Eukaryota; Viridiplantae; Streptophyta; Zygnematophyceae; Desmidiales; Closteriaceae
Source: the annotation of a GenBank genome assembly